ACAAUACUUCCUCAUUUAGGUUUAGUCAUUUAUCAAGGUAUGGCGACCUUGCGUUUCCCCAUCGCUAUUCUACUAACUCUCCUCCAUCAAGCAGAGCCCAGUGCUGUGACCUCUGUGUUUGUGCUGAAGGGACAGGAUGUUCACCUGGAUGUCCAGACAAAUGUUAAACUGAAAAAAGAUGUUGAUGUGCUAUUUUGGAAAUUUAACAGAUCAGACAAUGUUGUAAAGUAUCCCCCAAAAGUUACCUUUGAAGGGUACGAAGAUAGGACUGAAUUUAGUGAGGGAGACUUCUCUUUGCUACUGAAGAACCUACAGGAAGGAGACAGUGGACUUUAUGACGCAGUAGUGUCUGGUAACAAAGACAGAAAAGUUGCUGCAUACUUGAUAGAAGUCCAAGAGAGAGUUGAGCCUCCAGUCCUGACAGUGGACUCUGUCUCCUCCAUCAAUGCCACCUGUAAUGUGACUGUGACCUGCAGAGGUCAGAACACCUCUGUCACCUCCAGCUGUAACAACAGCACCUGCUCUCAGGUGGGAGGAGAGAGUAGAGGGGCUGAGACCUCCACUGUCCCCCUGCUCUCUGUGGCAGGGGGUUCCAUCAUCUGUAACCACAGCAACCAAGUCAGCUGGGCCAACGACACCAAGGAGAUCAAAACUAUUUGUCCAUUGGAAUUAGAGCGGGAGAGAGAGGACCGUAACUACGCUGUCACAGUCGGGAUGCCAGGUCCCGUCAUCCACGUCAUCAUCAUCUUUGUUGGAUGCGCCUUGAUUGGUUGGUGAAAGCUAAAUAAAGACUCCAGGUAACAGUCAAGUAGGUGGUGAAGAGCAGGAAUCUCCAGGUCCAGCAUCACCCACCAUCUACAGUAUGGUGGGAGAUUACCACCCCACCAUGGUGGGAGACCAGUCUCCACCUGAAGACUUCCUCAUGACCUCCGUGACCAUGCCUGAGAGUAUAUAUGCCACUGUAUGGUGGGGGGAAAAGAGUAGCAAACAAUAAUUAGGAAUUUUAACAUCAUCUAGACCAGGAUUCUAUCACUUUGCUUUUUGUCGGCUAUACACCUUUGAAGGCAAUGUUCCCGCGUUCAGAGAAAACAUUAAAUUCAGCUCAAUCUGGAAAUUAUGUUUAAAUGUACAUAGCUGACAAACYAUGAUCAGAUUGAAUCUUGGCCUAAGACCGCGGAAGAUCCGUGCUAUAGCGUGAUUGAAAUGUAAAGGCAAUGUACCUGCGUGUGUGGGGACUGCAUCGGUAAACUCUGCAUAUGUCGGCUCAAUCGGAAAUUACCUUUACAUUUCUAUCGUGCGACAAUUCGGAUAUUCUUCCAAACAACAAUCAACUACAGAUGAAGGCUCUUAAUUUGACCACACUGUUGUUGCAGGAAAUGCAAACUUGUAGUGUAUUCGAGGUUUAAAAAUGCUUCUAAAGUUUGGAAUUUACACUUUAAAAUAUCAGACUUGAUUUGCCAAUACAAAAAAUUGAAAACCUCCAAACAUUUUCAUUAUUUAUAUCCCCAUAAUCCUGUUGCUUCAGGAUAUUUUCCUGUUGUGAGAAACUGGUGAAAUUACGAUCCUACAUCUGUAAGCACAGCUGUCUUUGAAAAUGUUAAAUAUAUAUAUUUUUCCCUUGUAACAUUUGUGAACCAUCAUGACAAUAGUAUGCUGUAAAAGUACAUAAAAAUAAGUAAACAUUUCAAAUUAUUCAUCAUAGUGGGAAUUAAACAGAAUCAAAUCAUUUAUCAUAGUGGGUAUUAAUCAGAAAAAAAUGAUGUAUAAUGGUCGGUAUUAAACAGAAACAAAUCUUUCAUCAUAGUGGGUACUAAACAGAAACAAAUGAACCAAAAACGUUAUACUGUACAGUCAGAUAUUCUUAUAUCAUGUUAUGCUGUGCUACUGUACAUUAUACUAUGCCAUGUAAUGCUAUAUUAUGUCAAGCCCUAAUAAUAUGCCUUGAAAUGCUAUGCUAUCUUACAUUAGGCUAAAGACAUGCUUCGGUACUUUGGCGACUAUUAAGUAUUUUUUUCCUUUGUGCUGUAUGUUUCAAUGUGUAGUUCAUACAUGCAUAAUCUAUGAGCAGAAUUAACGUUUAACCUCAAUAAGCAACUGUUUUCUGGAAGCUGUGCGGCACCAUUUUCCCUACAUUUACCUCAACGUGCGCCAGCCCGCUAGAAAGUCGAGUUUCAGCGGAUGAGCUUCAGCCCCUUGCCAUUUGAGUGACAGCUAGCAAGACACACACACMGCAGAGCGAGAGAGAGCAAUGACGUGGUGCACAUAUCUGCACAUUUGUCACCCAAUUUUCAGGUAUCACUUUUGGCUUGUGAGCGUUACUUUCAGAACUACUUCCUAAAAAAUAUAAAUAAAAAAAGAAUAUCUAAGGUGUUGUUUUUAUAGCAACAAAUUAAAAGAAAGUAAAUAUUUUUGAAAACUUUUUAAAUUACCUAAUCUGAUUUACAUGUGCAGGCAACAUCCUUCUGUUUCUGUGUACUGUACAUUGUUACAUAAAAAGGAACAGAAUUAUUAAUCUCAUGAUUAUAUCUUCUGCUGUAUAUCAUCACAUUUCAUUGUAAAUGAUAUCCUCUGUGGGAAGCCCUGUCAAUGGUAAAAAUACAAUAAACAUUGUUCUGUCACUCGUGGGCUUAAA
Molecule: messenger RNA, 2632 nt
Organism: Salvelinus sp. IW2-2015
Lineage: Eukaryota; Metazoa; Chordata; Actinopteri; Salmoniformes; Salmonidae
Product: SLAM family member 7-like
Source: RefSeq, a predicted model, not a curated record